AGUCCUGAGGUGUUGGUGAUGGAGGGGGAGUCAGGUCUUUCUGCUCACACUCCUCCAUCCAUGAGUGCGGACUCCUGCUGUGUCCUCUGAAGUGUUGGGGGAGGCCGACGUCACGGACUACAAACCUGUAAAAGAUACAAAAGUAAAGUUAGUUUCCGGAGCGUAGACCAAUUAAUAUAGAGGACUGCGACUUAAGUAAAAUCGCAUUAGAACGUUUUGAUUAGAUUUGACUUUAAGAAGACUGCCGAACGAAGUAGAGAUUGGGCUAAAAGUUUUUUUUUUUUUUUUUUUUUUUUUUUUACUCUUAAGUUACCUUGUUUUCGCACGAGCUCGAACAAAACCCGCACGGGUGGCAUUUUCAGAAGAAAAACAGACGAAGCCGGUCGGAAAUCGCUUCGUUGUGUCUGUAAGUGAUUCUUUAACGUUUUGAUACUCGAACGAAAUCUUGACGCGAUCUUGAGGACGAGCACGCGUCUCUGCGGAGCAUUUUCACUCAUUUCAAACGAUUCUCGGACGAGUCGAAAUAAAAACUCAGUAACAUCCGAGUGAUUUAAGGAAGACCAAAGCCGCUACGGCAGAGGAAGAAAUGUGGAGAUUGGUCCAGUGACUAUUUUGGGGGUCUCUAUUUUAUGAACUUCUGAAUCUGAUCAGGGAUUGACUCUUUACAGAGAGGAUUUGUUCCAGAAAGGAAAGGCUGUUUUUAUGGAGAGCUGGGCUGGAUGCAUAGUUCAGAUGUAGAGGAUCCUUGAUGAUGAUGAUGAUGACGAUGACGAUGACGAUGAAGACUAUGUUGCUGCUGAUCUCAAUACUGCUAACUCAGGCUCUUCAGUCCCAGGGCAGACCGGCCACCCAAGAUGAGAUGUUAGCCCUGAUCGAGCCAACGGCAUACACUUUGUAUCCGGGGGACAAACUGGAGCUGAGCUGUAAAGCUAUAGAGGAGAUACAGGAAGUGACCUGGACUAAGGACCACGUUCCCCUGGCUGACGGAGAGCACACCCGCCUGCGCAACCAUCAGAUGGAGAUCGAGACAGUAGAGCCGGCCGACUCUGGUCUGUAUGCUUGCUUUGCUCAGGGACCCAACAGCAACCACACAGAUUACUUCAAUAUCAACGUUACAGAUGGAUUGGCUUCCUCAGAAGAUGAAGAAGAAGAUGAGUCUUCCUCAGAGGAGGCCAAGUUAUCAAGUGACCAGAAACUGCUUCCAAUGGCGCCCGUCUGGGCUCAGCCUGAUAAGAUGGAGAAGAAGCUCCAUGCUGUUCCUGCCAGCAAAACCGUCAAGUUCCGUUGCCAGGCCAAUGGAAACCCUACACCAACACUGAAGUGGCUCAAGAAUGGCAAAGAGUUCAAGAAAGACCAGAGAAUAGGAGGCUAUAAGGUUCGAGAGCACAUGUGGACCAUCAUAAUGGAGUCGGUGGUACCGUCAGACAAAGGCAACUACACCUGCCUGGUGGAAAACAAACACGGCAGCAUCAAUCACACCUACCAGCUGGACGUAGUUGAGCGUUCACCGCAUAGACCGAUUCUUCAGGCUGGGUUGCCUGCUAACCGUACAGUAGUGGUGGGGAGUGAUGUGGAGUUUGAAUGUAAAGUCUUCAGCGAUCCUCAGCCUCACAUCCAGUGGCUGAAGCACAUCGUGGUCAACGGAAGUAGAUUUGGCCCUGAUGGACUGCCAUAUGUUCGGAUCUUAAAGCACUCUGGGGUCAACAGCUCGGACACACAGGUCUUGACGCUGUACAACGUGACAGAAGAGGAAAGUGGGGAGUAUAUAUGUAAAGUGGCCAACUAUAUAGGCCAAGCCAACCAAUCAGCAUGGCUCACCGUCGUUAAAAGCUCGCAAGCAGUUCCCCCAACUCAACUGCCAAACCAGACCUAUUUGGAGGUGCUGAUCUACUGCAUUGGCUUCUUCCUCAUCUGUGUGAUGGUGGUGACCGCUGUGCUGGCCAAAAUGCACAGCUCGGCCAAGAAAAGCGACUUCAACAGCCAGCUGGCUGUCCACAAGCUGGCCAAGAGCAUCCCGCUGCGCAGACAGGUAACAGUGUCUGUAGACUCCAGCUCGUCUAUGCACUCGGGUGGGAUGCUGGUCCGGCCCUCACGCCUGUCCUCCAGCGGCUCCCCUAUGCUGUCAGGGGUCUCCGAAUAUGAACUGCCCCAGGACCCACGCUGGGAGGUGGCCAGAGACAGGCUGGUUCUCGGGAAGCCGCUUGGCGAGGGCUGCUUUGGGCAGGUGAUGAUGGCUGAGGCUAUUGGGAUGGAUAAAGACAAACCCAGUCGUGUCACCAAAGUAGCUGUCAAGAUGCUCAAAUCUGAUGCCACAGAGAAAGACCUGUCAGACCUCAUCUCCGAGAUGGAAAUGAUGAAGAUUAUUGGCAAACACAAGAACAUCAUCAACUUGCUGGGGGCCUGCACACAAGAUGGUCCGCUCUACGUCAUAGUGGAGUUUGCUUCAAAGGGCAAUCUUCGGGAGUUUCUGCGUGCCCGUCGUCCUCCUGGGAUGGAGUACUGCUACAACCCCGACCAGGUGCCUGAGGAGAACAUGUCAGUCAAAGACCUGGUGUCCUGCGCCUACCAGGUGGCACGGGGCAUGGAAUACCUCGCAUCCAGGAAGUGUAUUCAUAGAGACUUGGCUGCGCGUAAUGUCCUGGUAACUGAAGAUAACGUUAUGAAGAUCGCAGACUUCGGCCUGGCCAGAGACAUCCAUCAUAUUGAUUACUACAAGAAGACCACCAAUGGUCGUUUACCAGUGAAAUGGAUGGCACCUGAAGCUCUGUUCGACCGCAUUUACACCCAUCAGAGUGACGUGUGGUCUUUUGGGGUGUUGCUGUGGGAGAUCUUUACUCUUGGUGGCUCACCGUACCCAGGUGUCCCUGUCGAGGAGCUCUUUAAACUGCUAAAGGAGGGCCACCGCAUGGACCGCCCCUCCACGUGUACCCACGAACUGUAUAUGAUGAUGAGAGAUUGCUGGCAUGCCGUCCCAUCCCAGAGACCCACGUUCAAACAUCUGGUGGAGGAUCUAGACCGCACCCUCUCUAUGACGUCCAAUCAGGAGUAUCUGGACCUGUCUGUGUCUCUGGACCAGUUUUCUCCCAAUUUCCCCGACACACGCAGCUCGACGUGCUCCUCCGGUGAAGACUCGGUGUUCUCCCAUGACCCCGGCGCUGAUGAGCCAUGCCUGCCCAAACUGCCCCCUCAUCCCAACCGCGGAGUGGCGUUUAAAAAGCGCUGAGCUCACUCACAUUCAGUUCCUCUCCAGUGUGCUACCUGACUGGACUCACGAACUCUAGGAGACAAUGCUUUGCCACAUAGCACACUACAGAGCGGCCAAGAGCUGAAGAGCGGGGCAUGACUUCACACGAUGAGACGCUAGUUUCACACGAUUGGGAAGAGAACAAACUGGGCCUUCACUGACCUGUUGUUGCUAUAAAGCUAUAGGGCGCUUGAGCAGAAAGUGUGUUUCUCAAGACUCGUCAAUAUAAAAUAUCCUCCUGCAAUCUGUAGUAAAGAAAAUCUUGAAGACGUUACCAUCAUCGAAUAAGGAACCGAUUGAUGGAUGCUGGGAGUGUUUAGAUAAAAACAGAGACCUUCCUUUUGACCAAAUUCAUUAGAAAAUCUUUUCCACUAAAUGCUCUGCCCGAAUGUAUUUUAACAACGGGCACACAGUUGAUCUGACUGACAGCCUUUCUUGUAAAUACAUCUAGAAAUGUAUAAAUAUGAAUAUAUAUUUACACUCUACCCUUAUUUUUAUUAUACUAUUUGAAUUGUGUUGCUUUUUGUACCAGGAUGCGUUUAUGUAGAACUUUUGGAAGUGUAGCUUUUUUUUCCGAAAGGGACGGUGAGAAAUGUCCAAGAGAAUUGUAGAUGAAAUGAUAUUAUUAAGAGCUGAUAGAUGGCCAGUUUUGUUACUUAAUGUUGUCCUCCUCCACCGUUGAUGCAGCGUGGGCAGAAGUGGCUCAAAACCGCUGCUAUCUUCCUGAUGGUACGGAGUGCAGCGUCAGACUUAAGCUAUAAUAUAUGAAUUGAAAAGGUUCUUUUCUUUGUGUCUUAAGCACCUCCGUAGCAAAUCAAUGAUUUUUAUCGAAAGAUCGAAGGAAAAAAUGAAAUUCCCAAUGAAAAAAAUCACAUGAGAUGUACCUCAGAGAGAUGCUAUAAACGUUUAGCUUCGUGUAAUGAGAUGACCCUACAUUAAAGCAAUGGUCGAAUAUGGUUGAGAUCAACAGAUCGCUUGUGUUACUCCACUAAAUUUACAUCCAAUAAAAUGCUGUUGACGAACUAAUCGCAAAACCUUUCAUACCGCAUAAAGAACAUUGUAAAUAUCACUCUAGGUGACGAGUUUACAACAUCAAUUAUGUUUACACUGAAACUGACUCUCUCAUUUGCCACAGGUUAGCAGGGCUGAUUAAAAAUUAUAAUGCACAGCUUACAGUGUAAAAGCCGUUAGCGUUUUAUUUAUAGCUUCACGAGGUGCUAUGCUACAAACGCAUCAGACGGCAGACACCGUUACCGUGGAGAUUGGCUCCCUGCCAGCAGCUGAUGCAUCACUUCCACCACACGUACUUAGCGACGCACACUUGCUUCAGCCAAAUGAACCCUGAUGCCCAGCUCACGCUGCUACAGCCAAGACAAAAGUACCAGCUUUGAUUUAUACGGCUGAAAAUAUAGUUGAAGGUUGCAGAGUAUACAGCAGUUUAAAUUUAAUGCGGUUUGUCAUGUUUAUGGGACAGUGGCAGUAAAUUUUAAUUUGUGGAACAUUGUUUUGUUCUGAGAGACACACCGCGGGUCAGCGGAUAUGGACUGGCACGUCUGUGUUCUCCAAAGCCAUGCAUUAUGAUUGCGAUUGGUGCAUUGCAGUUUAGUCAACACCAAAUUUAUAGCUUUAAUGCAUCAAUAAAUGUAUCCGCUUUUGUUUUACAUGCAA
This is a messenger RNA of Carassius gibelio (silver crucian carp), 4912 nucleotides long. Its product is annotated as fibroblast growth factor receptor 1-A. The coding region runs from base 749 to 3223 and encodes 824 amino acids. The transcript has 18 exons. The record is from RefSeq and is a predicted model, not a curated record. Gene Ontology annotation, biological process: protein phosphorylation; multicellular organism development; fibroblast growth factor receptor signaling pathway. Gene Ontology annotation, cellular component: signaling receptor complex; membrane. Gene Ontology annotation, molecular function: fibroblast growth factor binding; fibroblast growth factor receptor activity; ATP binding. NCBI's taxonomy places the organism in Eukaryota, Metazoa, Chordata, Actinopteri, Cypriniformes, Cyprinidae.